Messenger RNA from Cadophora gregata, 1840 nucleotides. RefSeq lists its product as uncharacterized. The record is from RefSeq and is a predicted model, not a curated record. Bases 740 to 1840 code for a protein of 366 amino acids. The transcript has 8 exons. Lineage: Eukaryota; Fungi; Ascomycota; Leotiomycetes; Helotiales; Ploettnerulaceae. Gene Ontology annotation, biological process: water transport; glycerol transmembrane transport. Gene Ontology annotation, cellular component: plasma membrane. Gene Ontology annotation, molecular function: glycerol channel activity; water channel activity.
AAGGCACGACUGAUUGGACAUGCUAAGCUGUCAAAACUUGGAGACGUAGAUCUCCCCCGCACCACCUAAAUGCUUACGUCGGUGGUAAUGGCUAACGCCAAGCCAAUUCGAGGUCUAGUCGCGAGUUCAGGGGCAAGAUACACCCAUUGCGUAUCAAUCUCUAGCCGUCUAUCUCCGAGUAAAGCAACUAGCUAGGAUGGUUGCAAUCCGGGCAAUUCAGAUAUUUCUCGACGGUAGUCCAGACCGCCAAUAGCCAUUACGUCGCCUAGACACUUCUGGCUCUUUCAGAAAACAAACUUUGCCUACUUUUCCGGACCACAGUAUACCUCCAUGUCAUGGUUCUUAGUUACAAAAUUGCAGGUUCAUCUAGUUGCUCUCCAAAUGGAAUGUGUUUAUGUAGAAGUGUCGGAUUCUGACACUCGCUCCAGAAGCCUGGAUGAGACUCAACAUACUCUCCACCUGCAUUGAAAGCCUUGUGUUUCUCCCGCUUUUACACCUGCCUAGAGGGGAUAAAUUCUACCAGCAUGAACCCCACUUGGCCUUGUGGCUCUCUCUCAAUGUGAGGGGUCAAUGUCCGAAGCAACACUACGUAGCAAAUAUCGAUAGCAGAUAAAAUACCCGCCCCCACAAGGUCUCCCCACAGUCAUCCAUUUCCCCCCAGAUUCCUCCAGUUCCUCAGUAAUCAGAUUUGACAUCUCUCGUCUUAACUCACAACAAUUGAGUAUUGUCAGUACCAACCAUGUCGUCCGGCCAUAUCGAAAAUGCGCAUACCACUGGCUAUGACGCUGAAAGAUUGCACACGCAUGACAUGGAAAUAGGGGUUACAGAUGCUGUACAAAGACAUGUUCAGCGCAAUGUUGUGCCACCUAAACCAGUGUCUCAACGCAAACUCGAUUUCGAACAUGCUCGGCCAAGGUGGAUGAGAGAGAUGGCUGCAGAAGCUCUCGGGGUGUUUUUCUAUGUCUACCCAGGAAUAGCCUCGCAAGCCUCAUUCUUCCUCAAUAAGACGGAGCCUGUAUUCGGUUCCUUAUUCCAAAUUGGUUGGGCCUAUGCAAUUGGAAUUGCUUUUGCUAUCAUUGUCUGUGGUCCAACAUCGGGUGGUCAUUUCAAUCCAGCUAUCACGAUAUGCUUUGCUAUAUGGCAAGGAUUUCCCUGGCCCAAGGUCCCGAGAUACAUUUUUGCUCAAAUCCUCGGCUCCUUCAUUGCCGGUCUUGUUUUGGUUGGACAAUACUGGCCAGAAAUAUCAGCCCUUGCCGCCCAGUUCAGGGCUGAAGGACUGAGCCCGAACUCGCUCGGAGGGCCUGGCAGCAUACUUUGCAGUUUUCCGGCACCAACGCAAACCAACUACGGGUACCUGUUCUUCAUAGAAUUCUUUGUCGAUAGCUUUAUUGGAAUUGUAAUUUGGGCUGUCCUAGAUCCAGCUAAUCCUUUUAUUUCACCUACAUCUGCACCAUUCAUCAUCGGCUUAGCCUACGCCAACAUGAUUUGGGGGUUUGCUAACGUAACAAUUUCAACCAACCUGGCUCGUGAUAUCGGAACACGAAUCGUUGCAGCCAUUUUUUUCGGAGGAGAUGCAUUCGGAAACUACUCGGUGAUUGCAAUUCUUGUGAACGUACCUGCCACGCUAUUUGCAACUGUGGUCUACGAGAUCAUACUGAGAGACAGCUUUGCCAUAAUCGCCCAAGGUCAUGCACGACAUGAGGAUGGAGAGGAGGGUCUUGCUCGGCAUUUGACGAAGACGGGAACAUUGGAGCAGGGUUCUGCCGGAAAUAUUAUUCGAGGUCAACACACAAGCAGUGAUGAGAGUUAUCACCAAAAGCAAGACACUUCACCUGUGUAG